CGCACUUGAAUAUUGCAGUUUACGGUGCAGCAUAUCAUAUUCAUCGCCACUACAAAGAUGUGGUAUGCUGCAUUGCAAAGUAAAAGUCGGGUGUACAAAGAUUCGAGUCCGACUCGUUGACUUUUUCUCCCCAAAACAAUCACGUACUCAUCAUCGAUCCAAUCCUUUGGCACACUUUCACCUACUUUCCCCUCGCCGUUAAAAAUAUUAUCAUGAAGCUAAGAAGAUUUACCCUAGUGGCCAUUAUUCUACUUAUUUGUGAUCUCGCGUCUGCAAGAAGGGCUCGAGGAAAAGGGCGGAAAGGUGGAUUGAAUACAAAUACAAGGGUUCCUCCGGGGGGGCAAUGGAGGGAUACUGAUACUGCUAAGUACUACACAAAUUCUAAGGGAGCAAGAAUCAUUAAAUCAUCACACUUUGAUCUUGAAUUCACAUUGGGUCACAAAAUAAAUUUCAUGUGUGUUGCAAAGGGUCAUCCUCGGCCUCACAUUACUUGGUUUAAAGACGGGAUUGAGUUAUACUCGCACAGUUACCUUCAGGUACAUGAAUGGAGAGAGGGGAACGAACGGAUCAAGUCCAAGAUGGAAAUCGACCCAACGACUCAAAUGGAUGCAGGAAUAUACGAAUGCUAUGCUGACAACAAGUAUGCCGUGGACAAGAGAACGUUUCGAACUGAUUUUAUAACAAGCUUUGAUUAAUCGCAGUUAAGUAAAUUAUUAUUUAAGCAAUGUAAGUUAUAAAACUAUGCAAUUAAACAUAAUUAUUAUUAUGAUGUGGCACAACCA
Molecule: messenger RNA, 782 nt
Organism: Folsomia candida
Lineage: Eukaryota; Metazoa; Arthropoda; Collembola; Entomobryomorpha; Isotomidae
Product: immunoglobulin domain-containing protein oig-4
Exons: 5
Coding region: 213-695 (160 amino acids)
Source: RefSeq, a predicted model, not a curated record